Messenger RNA from Amphibalanus amphitrite, 3058 nucleotides. RefSeq names its product kelch-like ECH-associated protein 1B. Gene Ontology annotation, molecular function: protein binding. The record is from RefSeq and is a predicted model, not a curated record. The transcript is spliced from 12 exons. Lineage: Eukaryota; Metazoa; Arthropoda; Thecostraca; Balanomorpha; Balanidae. The coding region runs from base 87 to 2000 and encodes 637 amino acids.
AGUCGGCGGUUAUCUUUCGUCAGGGUUGGUGCGCUCGCGCCCUCGGUGUGUAGAUGCUGUGACCAGCCUGCAUUAUCAAUUUUGCAAUGAGUGAUCGCGGCGACGGAGAUGGCCAGGCCACUGGCUCCACAGAGGCUGCUAAGCCUUGUCACGGCAACUGCUUCAAGCCGAAGAAGUCGGUAGAAAGCAAGUGCACCCGAGAGAUGCACUUCAAAAUGCCCAAAUAUCUCACCGACGCAUUUAAGACCAUGUUCAAAAUGCGCGGUGACGGUCUACUGACGGAUGUCAUUCUGGAACUCGAGAGUGAGGAGGUUCGGGCGCACAAACUCGUGCUGGCGGCGGCCAGUCCCUAUUUCAAGGCGAUGUUCACGAGUGGUCUGCGCGAGAGCUCGAUGAGCUCGAUCAAGCUGCAGGGCGUGUGCUCGUACACGUUCAGCCGGCUGCUGCUGUUUGCCUACACGGGCGAGAUCACGGUGAACGAGCAGACGGUGUGCGCGCUGCUGCCGGCCGCCACCAUGUUCCAGAUGCAGCACGUGAUUGAAGUGUGCUGCAACUUCCUCAAGAACCAGCUGGAGCCGAGCAACGCCAUCGGUAUCGCGACAUUCGCCGAGCAGCACGGCUGUAUGGAGCUGCUACACACGGCCACGCAGUUUAUCGAGCAGCAUUUUACACAGAUCGCCCAGGAGGAGGAGUUUCUGAUGCUGAACCCGUCUCAGCUCAUCAAGCUGAUCCACCGCGACGAGCUGAAUGUGUUUGACGAGCGGGACGUAUACAAGGCCGUGCUGCAGUGGGUCAUGUAUGACGAGAAGGCCCGGCGGCCCAAACUCGAGUGCAUCAUGAAGUCGGUGCGGUGCGAGCUGCUGCCGGCGCGCUACCUCAAGGACGAGCUGGAGAACCAGCCUCUGCUGCGCGGACACGACCCGUGCCGCGAGUACCUCGUCCGCCUGCUCAAAGAGAUGAGCCUACACAAGCCGACCGGCACCAAGGAGCGCACACCGAACGCGCCCUGCCUCAUAUAUGUGGCCGGCGGCUACUUCCGCUACAGCCUGGACAAGAUGGAGUGCUUCGCGCCGGCCGACCGGCACUGGCACGAGCUGGCGCCCCUGCCGGACGCCCGCUCGGGGCUCGGCGGCGCCUUCAUGGGCGGACUGCUCUACGUGGUCGGCGGACGGAAAAACAACACCACAGCGGCAGGCAGCAGAGACGAGGGACGCACUGCACACGUGCCAGGCGUUCAGGACACCAACCGGGUGGACGUCUACAACCCCAUCUGCAACACGUGGCGCACCUGCCCCGGUAUGAUGGUGGAGCGCAGUCGACUGGGCGUCGGCGUGCUGGACGGCUACCUGUACGCCGUCGGCGGGUCUAACGGGCAGGAGUGUCUCAGCAGCAUAGAGAGGUACUGUCCAGACCGGGAGUUCUGGGCGCAGCUGAGGCCGAUGGCCACCCCGCGCACCGGCCUCGGCGUGGCCGUGGUCAACCGUCUGAUGUACGCGCUGGGCGGCUACGACGGCUGCUGUCGGCUGCGCAGCGCCGAGUGCUACCACCCAGAGGAGGACAGCUGGACGCCCAUCCCGCCCAUGACGACCCCGCGCAGUGGCGUAGGUAUCGGCGUGAUCGACCGGUUCAUUUACGUGGUGGGCGGCUACGACGGCUCGCAGCAGCUGCGGACGGUGGAGCGGUACGACACGGAGGCGCGGACCUGGCGGAUGGUGACGCCCCUGCCGUCAGCAAAGUCGGCCCUCAGCGUCACCGUGGACGAGGGCAAACUCUACGCGUUCGGCGGGUUCGACGGCACUCAGUUCGUCAGCACGGUGGAAAUGUACGACCCGGCCCGAGACGCAUGGAGCGCCUGCGCGCCCAUGACCACGGCGCGCUCGGGCCACGUCUCGGCGGCGUCUGUGCGGCCUUGUUUCGCGCACACGGACCCCUCGUUACUGGACCGGCACCGUCGGCCCGACUGUGACCAGCUGCAGCAGCAGCCGCAGCCGCCGCGGUGACCCCGGCCCGCCGCCGACCCGAGCGAGCCGCGCGGCCGGCCGGCGUUGGACUGGAGGCGGCCGCCGGGCUCCGCGCGCCAUCUGUGAUACGGGCCGACUGAGGGCGCUGGCUGCCCUGUACGGGACGGACGGGAUGUGACGUGUGAGUGGUUGGUGCCCUGAGUGCGGGUCGCUGGUGCGGAGCGCGGCCGCUGGUCGGUGGCUGGUGAUAUACGGGUGUACCUGAGCAGUGGCGGCGCGGCCUGUGCAAUAGGUGGCGGCUGGCCGCACGGAGAGGAGGGACGGACCGGCCCUGGCGGCCACCGUUCUGCGGAUCGCUCGGAGCUCAGAGUGGUGGCGGUGAGACCUGCACACGAGUCGCACCGCCGCGCCGUGGCGGCGCCGGGAAGCUGAGGUGAUCUGGUCGGGGCUAUCUCGCGAGACCAGAGUGGCCGCUGCCAAAGCUUGUUCAGCUGUUUUCGGGGUGCAGUGCGGCACCGUGCGGGGCGAAGGUAUUUCAGCAGUGUCUAGGCCGAUUUUCGAUCGUGAUUGGUGGUGAAUUAUGAGAUGUUUAUAGUUGUUUCAUCCACUGGCGGGUAGCCCGGUCUACCCUGCCGUCGUGUGUGAUGGCCGCCGGGCGGCGCACUGUCUCGGUGCUUUCUUUACCUAGUUGGAGAGCGGUACCCUCACCUGCCGUUAGCGAAUCUACCGCGGGUAGACGCUGUGCAAAUGGCGCGUAUAUUCAGAAUCAAACGUUACCAGCGUGCCGCCACGGCCGCCGGGCUGUGUCCUGUUCUGUGCCAAAUCGGGUGGCACCGGUGGCCGGCGAGUGUGCCUGGGCCGGCCUGCUCAGCUGGUGGGGCCGCGCUGAUCAGCUGUGACGCCGCGGGUCGGCGGUGGACGGGGUCGGACCAAUCUCUGGAGUUAGCGUCGGUAAGGUGGCGCAGGCGUGUGCUGUGUGGGCGAUAUUCGGCCAUGUGACUUGUGUGUCUGCGUGUGAACAUUGUGUAUGACCGUAAUAUGUACGCACUUUUAUUAUAUGAGGGUCAGUGUUAUUUCUACACGUUAUGUCAUGACAA